Messenger RNA from Nicotiana tabacum (common tobacco), 1005 nucleotides. NCBI's taxonomy places the organism in Eukaryota, Viridiplantae, Streptophyta, Magnoliopsida, Solanales, Solanaceae. The record is from RefSeq and is a predicted model, not a curated record.
AUGGGAAAUAAUAGUGAUGAUGGAGUAAAUUUGGUUGCAGGAGAAGCAGCCCAACGAGCAGGAGUAUCUGUAUGGGCAGCUGCUGAUGCAACUCUGGGAGAUGGGAAAAUUAUUAUUGGGUACGGAGGAUGGAGAUUUAACCUGAACUGGCUUCUUGCGGAAGAUGCAUUCAAAAAUGUGGGUCCCAAAGCAAGCAGAUCAUUGGGUGACUACGUCAGGCCAAUCUACAACUUAGAAGCCUUCAUUAUUAAGACAUAUGAGAGACUUGAAAUUCAUGGUACAACCACCCAGGAACGGGGCACAGCCAUCCAGAACUUGGAAAGACAGGUGAGGAAAAUUGCUAAUCUAUUGUCUGCAAGUGCUCUAGGAGCUCUUCAGGGAAAGUUGAUUCAAAGACAAGUGGAAACUGUGAAAGAGUAUAAAAAUAAUGAAAAUCAAGAAGGUGAAGUGAGGGUAGAUCCAAAGGAUGCUCUGAAGAGGAAGAUGAAGACUAGAGCUCUGAAAAAGAAGAAGAAUGAAAAUUUAGUGAAUGAGGAGACUGGGGAAAGCAAAUAUAUGUAUUCUCUACCUUUCCCCCAGAAGCAAAGAAGAGAGAAGAUGAACAAACAAUUUGGGCAUUUUCUAGAAGUGCUCAAGCAGGUGCAUGUUAAUCUACCUUUCAUAGAGGUACUCUCACAAAUGCCAUCAUAUGCCAAGAUAUUGAAGGAGAUAUUGUCCAACAAGCAGAAACUUGAGAAAGAAAUUGGAGUAAUCAGAUCUCGACCUGUGUCAUUGCAGCUAGAAGAUCAGACUAUAAUAAUACCUGAAGGAAUAAUAGAAGAUGUGCUAGUUCAGGUGAACAAAUUUACGCUCCCUAUGGACUUCAUCGUGGUCAACAUAGAAGACAAUAAGGAGGUCCCUCUGAUUCUAGGGAGAUCCUUCUUGUCUACUGGCAGUAGUACAGUGGAUAUUCAGGAAAGGUGUAAGAAGGAGGUUACAUCUACGAGCCCGCAGAUGCGAGGCUGA